This is a messenger RNA of Gadus chalcogrammus (walleye pollock), 4026 nucleotides long. Its product is annotated as histone-lysine N-methyltransferase PRDM9-like. The record is from RefSeq and is a predicted model, not a curated record. The coding region runs from base 2143 to 3039 and encodes 298 amino acids. NCBI's taxonomy places the organism in Eukaryota, Metazoa, Chordata, Actinopteri, Gadiformes, Gadidae. Gene Ontology annotation, molecular function: protein binding; histone methyltransferase activity. The transcript is spliced from 11 exons. Gene Ontology annotation, cellular component: nucleus.
UGAGGUUAAAGCAUUGCAUUGCAUACAAUAUGGCAUUCAGGGAUAGACAACACAACGUCUUUUCCAGAUGUGGAGGCUGCCUAUGGUCGCUGAGACUGAGCAGAAUUUUAGAACUCUUUUCGCAUCAGCCUUUUGCAGUCCACCCAUCUGCAAACCUCGGAGCACAAGUUUGUGUACAUGCCCCAGACUUCCGAACACAACUAUGAUUAAUUGGCAGUUAUAUCCUAGAGCUGUGAUACAUUCUACCAAUGGCUGGUAUUUCAUGAAUUUGGAUGUGAAGCAAGUGUCCAUAUACAGAUCAAACGCACAGCCUAUUUCAAAGAUGGUAACUGAUUUUCUGGCUUGGUUAAUGAAAACAAUGUCCGGGGUGUUUGGGAUGUUAUACAGUAUGUUGUUAUCAGUACAAUUAUGAUCAAACCAGUUCAAUUUCACAGUGCUGUGCUUAUACAUGUGUGUUGUUCUGUCCUGUACUUGUCUGAGUUCUUGUGAGACCAAGUCCACCAGACGGUCAUGUCUGGCGAUGUACAGUCCUUUGUAAAAGCUACAGCCGUUUAGGAUAUGAGCCAUUGUCUCUUUAUUGUCUGGGGUGGGAUGUAGGAUGCAGUGUGGGUUGUGUUGCGAUGGAUAGCAGAUUGCCAGGUUGUAUUUUUUUGGCAAUACCUGUAAGCGGGCCUUAAUGCAAAAGAUAAGGACGUCCUCUCCAAUGGUCGUGUUUGAGAGGAUUGAGUGGGACACAGAGUGGUUUGCAAAGGGUAGCAGUGCCAGUUUGCCCUGCAGGCUUAAGCUAGUCCAAUGCUGCGCACUCUCUUCUACUUUCAUUCUUAGCAUUGUGGCUCUCGCUGUUUUGAUUGACAGCUCGUGUUGCCCAUCUUCCUGUUCAAAGGUCGCGCAUACAUUGAUGAGCGGGUCCAUGACAACAGAGUUCAGUGCAACAGGUGUACCAUCGGGCCCCGCCCACUUCAGAUUUAUUCCUGAGCGGUGGCACAGGUCAUUGAGAUCCAUCCAGUCUGACCGCACACCGAAGCCUGCAGUUCUGAUGUCCAGUUUUCCAUUAUCUUUUAUUUUGAAUCCGAGGAAUUGCCGCUCAUUCUCCUUCGCAGGUGGGAUUUUGCGUCGCUGCAUAUGCAGGAGGAGUGAUUCACGGGCCAUUUCCCGGACUGUCACGUCGUCGCAGUUGAGCAUCUUGAGGAGGUGGUUGGUUCUGGUGGCGGUGUAGACCCACUCAAUGUUUGGGACUCCGGGACCUCCAUCUCCGCGGGCUUGGAAGAUGAUGUCACGGGUCGAGUGGGUGUUUAAGCCAAGCCAUUUCCUCACCAGGCUCACCGUCUUGUUUGUCAUCUCUGUGAGGAUGUUCUGAGGUCACCUACCAAAUCUAUGGGCCCGUUGGCUGUGUCACCGUCAGCAGUUACCAGGGACCGUCCUGCUGUCGCCUCUACCCACCACGGGACCACCACCCUCUCCGGCUACCCACCACGGGACCACCACCGUCACCGUCAGCAGACGAUUGAUCUGGACUCAAGCUGUAGGCCUACCAGUCAGAUGAGUAACUCAGUGGAGGAGGCCUGUCCUUUGUGGCUCCAGCCUUCAUGAGGAGAGAGAAGCCCGGCCAGGUGAGAGUCUGCUCACCUGAAGAGACAGACUCUGAGGAGGAGCAGCUCUGGACCUCUGGAUUGACCGGUACAAAGACAUUUACAAGACAUUUCUGGAAGGGGUGCUCGAGUGUGGAAGCCACCAACAGUCAGACAGGGGUCUCUACAACAGCCCAGUACGUCAGAUGCAGUUUCUUUACGGAGUCUCUCAGGGCGGGGCUGGAGUGACCAGGAGGUCUCUGGAGGGCCCACUCCUUCUCAUCCAGAGAUUGACCCCUCCGGAGGAGGAGUAGAGAGGGGCUCUGCAGUCCAGGAGGAGGUCUCAUUGGGUUAGCUCUGAUCCCACCACUGCUUCCCUGCAAUAACACCUUUUUGUGCACGUAUAGUCUGUAACUGUGUGUGUGUGUGUGUGUGUGUGUGUGUGUGUGUGUGUGUGUGUGUGUGUGUGUGUGUGUGUGUGUGUGUGUGUGUGUGUGUGUGUGUGUGUGUGAAUCAGUUAUCCAUGAACAUAUGAAGGGCUCAAGUGUUUAUUCAAGAGAGACGAACCUGAGAAAUGUUCUCAGAGUUAACUACCAAGAACCGGAAGUACCUAAGGAUGACGACUACUUCUUCUGUGAUGAGUGUAGGACUUUCUUCCUCGAAGAGUGCGAGGUCCACGGUCCUAUCGUCUUCGUGGCUGAUCGAUCGCCCCGUUGCUGUCAGAGAGAAAGACCGAGCCAAGAAGACGCUGCCCGCUGGGUUUGAGAUCAGAGAUUCUGGGAUCCCUGGGGCCGGUCUAGGGGUGUUUUACUGUGGAGACGGUGGCCUUCCCAUUGGAACACACUUUGGACCCUACGAAGGACACAGGACAGAUGAAGAGGGAGCCCUGGAGAGUGGAUACUCCUGGGAGAUCUACAAGAGCAGACACAAUGAUUACAUUGAUGCAAAGAGAGAGACACUUUCUAACUGGAUGAGGUACGUCAAUUGUGCUCGUAAUGAAGAGGAACAGAACCUAAUAGCGUUUCAGCACAAAGGAGGAAUUCCUUAUCGCACCUGUGGCCUCGUGACUUCAGGAGCAGAGCUCUUGGUCUGGUAUGGGGACGAAUACGCCAGACAUCUGGGAAUCGGAUUUGAUCGACUGUGGAACAACAAGAGCUCUACUAAAGGAGGGAGAUCCCAGCUGACACCAGCACAGGCUUUCCCCUGUCCCGAGUGUCCGUACUCCUACACGUCUCAGAUCUUCCUCCACAAACACAUGAAGAGGAGCCACGGCGACCUGUACGGCCGACUGCUGAGGAGUGGAGAAAUCAAGGUGGAGCCUAGUCUCCUCCCAUACGUCGCAGCCUCCUAUCAAGAACCAAUCGGAGCCUCCCCGGGAACCAUCCAAAGCACGAGCCAGAUUCCAGCAGAAGGAGCCGGCGCCACAGAUGUGAGAAGUGCAGUAAAACCUUUAGUCGCUCUCAUAGUCUGAAGGUACACCAGCGCAUCCACACGGGAGAGAAACCAUACCACUGUCAACAGUGUGGGAAAACAUUUAGUACAUCUGGUAGUCUGAAGAGUCACCAGAGGAUCCACACGGGAGAGAAACCAUACCACUGUAAACAGUGUGGGAAAACAUUUAGUCAAUCUGGUCAUCUCAAGAGUCACGCACAACUUCACAGAGGAGUCUCCACCCAAACAACCAUGUGAAGAAACUAAAUGGUUCCCAGACAUCUGUUAUUCAAAUCUAAUCGAACAUGGUUCUUGCUGUUAUAUGUUAAAAGGGCACAUGAACGGUUAAUUGUUUAUCUUAUCAACUUUAUGUAUUUAUUUAUAUUCUGUGUCUGUAUGAGUGAAGGUUUUUACCCGAAAAAUGUUCAGAAGAAAAAUAGUUUGAGAGAUAUAAUGUUAACUGAAUUAUUCUCUGACGUCAUUGUUAUAUUUAUUUCAUUUGUAUGUAUUUAUUUAUUUAUCCUGUAGAAAUUCAAAUAAAAUCAGAUAUGCAGUGUGGAGAAGUCUGGUUUUGUCUGGAUAGAAUAGAAGCAGUCCGACAUGUUGGUGAAUUAUAUUUGAUAUGCUGUUAUGUAUAACGUAGAAUUCAAAGGAUGAGCUGAGGUCCCGUUACUGACCACCAGAGGGAACCACAGCUCCACGAAGAUGUUCCCCUUCCCCGGAUUCAGUGACAUUUUGAAUUAAUUAUUGAUAAUUAUGUUUCAAUCUCCCAUUAAUAAUUACUAUUCACCGUCCUUCAAUGGAAGUGAGAAAAAAAGGAUGUCUGAUUUAAACCGUUGAAGAGGCCUGUGAUUUGGUAGGCUAAUACAGUGAACAAAUGAUCGAUAUAUCAACCAGUGGCGGUGGGUCAAUAGAGGGCGCUAGGGCGCCGCCUCUCCGUGAAAUAUUCACUUCAAUAUACAAAGCUGCAAACUUGUCGCUUUCCUGCGACAAUCGCCGUUUUCUUGGUCUAUUUGGUCAUUCACGU